Colletotrichum karsti is the source of this 1932-nucleotide messenger RNA. RefSeq lists its product as uncharacterized. NCBI's taxonomy places the organism in Eukaryota, Fungi, Ascomycota, Sordariomycetes, Glomerellales, Glomerellaceae. The record is from RefSeq and is a predicted model, not a curated record. The coding region runs from base 1 to 1932 and encodes 643 amino acids. The transcript is spliced from 2 exons.
AUGGUAUCAUUUUUCGGGCUCAAGCUGGGUGCUGACAAGAAGAAGAAAGCCGAGAAGGCGGCAGACCCUAAGCCGCAGCCCCGGAAGAGGAUCGACCAGAACAUGCUCGGUGAAGGUCAAUUCUUUGGAAGCGAGCUGAAGCGACCCGUUAUGAUUAACGGAUCCCGUCCUGGCACCUCGAUGUCGAAUAAGAGUUCUUUCAUCGAUGGCUUUGCGCAUCCAAACGCAACGUCUUUAGCCGGAGGAGGCUCCUCACUUUACGGCUCUCGUCCCGGUACCGCCAUGUCGAACAAAAACUUCGUUGCCAAUUUUCGUCAUCCGAAUGCGCCAUAUCUGAAUGGCGGUUCAUCUUCCAUGGUCGAUCUUAGUGCCCCUGGUGGCAAGGGUGGUGUCCGGCCGAUGGGAUCCGAGAGCAACUUGAACAUGGGCUGGAACAACGGUUCCAUGACGAAUCUGAAGGCCAUACCCACUCCCCUCAUCAUCACCAGCAGUGAACCAGGAACCCCGAAUUCGCCUCUUCGCAAGAACAAUUGGGUCCACCCUCUCGAUGUGCAUUAUGGGAGGGACGGUGCCCUCAGCCCGGCGAGCUCCGUAGGUGCGCCCCGCUCCCCCGGGGUCGCCCCGAGUUCGGCGCCGAGUGCCGUAGCGAGUGUCUCAAACGCUCCCCGAAGUCCGCUAGGGCAAUUCGAGUUCAAUCUGAACCCUUCAGAUAUUCUCAAACAUAACGAGCUGACACCAGCACCGCUGUCGCCUUCCAAGGCUUACCCUUCCCCUCCUCCGUCCGUCAACGGCUCUCUCCCGCCCCUCAAGACCGACUUGAGAUUGAAGACUGCUGCCAACACCGUUCGUGACGCUCAUAGACCGGGGCCAACAUCUCUCCCCUCACCAACGGCAUCGGCGGAGCGCACGAGCGAAGAGGAACGAUUUUACCCCCGGCCCAUCAUUCAAAAUGUCGCUGCCAAGCGAGACACAUUAACGCACCACUCUCCCAGGCGACAAAGCUUUUCCAUGGAUGUCGAUGAAGAUAAGAGCAGCCUCAACUUUGGAGCGCAACGGCCGACUACUUCUGGUCCGACGAGCCCGCCUCCGAGAAGCGCGCUUCGACCGUCACCUCCCGUCUUGAAGAACCUGCCUCUACUUCCGACACAAGCUUCAACUCACACGCCACCCAGAAGCCCGGCAGUUUCCAGUCCCGGUCUCCCACCCCCUAGGCCGCGUCAGGUGCCAUACGAAGGACCGCUGCGGAGCCCGGCGCGGACACCCGACGAUUGGGUGAAUGCCAGAGAGCGUAUGGGCUCAGACGCAAGAGAGCGACCGAACUUCGAGCAGAGGGAGAGAGCGAACUUUGAUACGCGUGGAAGGACCAUGGAGCGCCGUGAGAGACAGGACUCGGAUCCCAGAGAGCUGGCGAGCCCUGAGACCAUUAUUCCCCGGGCCGACAGAGCCCCUCAGCCGCAGGGAUAUAUCGGACUGCCACCGGCUUCUCGACGAGUGGCGCCUGGAGAAGGGGAGCGCAAUUAUGGCAUCACGCCGGCAAACCGACGUCAACCUCCCCCUCCCGUGGAAUUGCAGCGCAAGGCAUCGAGCCCGCAGUACCGGCAAGCAGGAUGGGACGACCGCGACCUACAGCACGAAGAUUUUGCCUUGAUUUCUCCCCGGAUGCAGACGCCACAGCCGCCGACGACGAAUAGCCUGGCUGCAGAGCCAUCCGGCGAUGCGAACUGGCCGCUGCCGAGUCCGCUGGCAAGCCCGACGUUUGGUUCAGGGAAGAGGCCGCAUACACCAACCGAGAAGUCUGAAGGGCAGAUGAGCCCCGGGUACUCGCUGCCACCAGCUUCUGGUCGCGACCAAGGGCGGGAUUACAGACGGCCGGACUUUGGCUUGAGAGCCCCGACGGGGAUUGCGGACGAAUUUCGGGUUGGAUUCAUUUAG